UCGUACCAAUAACAUCUAGCCUUUUCCGUCGAAAAAUCUCGCCGCGAUUUCGAUGUCGUCUUGAAAAUGGAGCUCCACAUCAUUAUAAUCGCAGUCUGCUUUCAACUCACUCAAGGUUACGCUGUCAGAGCUAAGACCCAAGUCAACUUGCCUUCAAAUCCCGCUGGCUAUGGAGCGUUGGACAAUUCUGCGAGGUUUAUCACCGAAGGGCGUCACAUCAAAGUUGUUCAAACUGACACCGUGACGUUGCCUUGUCGUGUUGCCAACAUAGGCAAAUUGGUCAGAGCGUGGAAAAAAGGCAUCGCCAUUUUGACUGCGGGUGACAUAAAAGUAAGCCCAGACGACAGGCUGUCGCUCGUCAACGGCUACGACCUAGAAAUCCGAUCCGUCAGAUCGGAAGAUGAAGGCGACUACGUCUGCCAGAUCGCCUCUCUCCAGCCGCAGGAAAUAACGCACACCUUGGAAGUGCUAGUGCCACCAAAAAUUCUGGAAGUGUCUGGAGGUGGUAUAGUGGAGGCUAAAAAAGGAACCCCGGUGACACUAGAAUGCAGAGCCAAAGGCAAUCCGCAGCCAUUUUACCAAUGGAUAAAAAAAGCAAAAUUGCACUCUUGGACGUCCCACUCUUCAAUAACGAACAAUACGUACAAUCCGAGUUUAAGGCCUACGAAUGGAUCCACCAUACUGCUCGGAGAGGUGAACCGACAUCAGGCCGGUGUCUACCGCUGUCUGGCUUCGAACGGCGUUGGAAAAGUAGCCGCCAGAGAAUUGACCCUCAGAGUUUUAUAUGCUCCAGAAGUCACAGCUGAUGAAGCGUGGGUCCAUUCAGGAAUCGGAAAUCAAGCCGUCCUUUCAUGCACUGUGUAUGCGGAACCAGAAGCAGAGGUCCGUUGGUACAGGUCAUCUCUUAAAUUGGACGUUACAGAUGAUCAUGUUACCGAAACCAGCUCGAACAGGCAUCGAUUGAUCAUAAGACAAGUCCAACUUCAGGACUUGGACAAUUACACAUGUGAAGCUCAAAACAAUUUUGGAAAAGCCAAGCAAUACAUUGUGCUUUCUGGUAAACCACAAGUAGCUGUGUUUCGAAGUAACCCGGCAUCAAGGUGGCGCGACAGUUAUAAUAUAUCAUGGACAGUGUUCAGCUACACACCUCUAGAAGAGCACAAAUUAUUUUUUAGACGGAAACAAUUUACAGGACAGAUACCGAACUCGCUCAAGUCAGAAGUUUGGGGUGGUAAUUUAACAUUUUGGUAUCUGAGGGAAUGGACAGAUGUUACACUACCCUCAACACCAGGAAAUGACAUAACGCAACAAAUGUCAUAUUUAAUAAGAGGCCUCGAACCUGAAAUGUUGUAUGAGGCAAAAGUACAAGCCCGAAAUACAUUUGGAUGGAAUCAAAUGUCAGAUGUAUUUACAUUCCAUACGGCAAACAAAGAUAGCUACUCAUGGGAACCAUCACAGGACAUUUUCCAUUCACCAGAAACAGAAAUACGGGACCUUGGAGUGACUGCACUAGGAGAGGCGCAUUUAGAUUAUGAACCUUCGCUACUUCUCCUAGUGAUUUUGAUGUUCCACUUUAGUCUGUAGUGGUACAAAAUGAAUAUUUAAAUUUAAAAAAAAAAAAAAAGGAUGUUUGGAAAAAUAAAGACCCUUAGAAUUCUACCGACUGUCAACCUUCUCCUUCUUUUGAUUCGAAAGAGAAAAAACAAACAAUAAACUCUAUUUAUGUACUUACGUCCUAAAACUUGAAAAUAAAAUUAAAAACUCCACUUGUAAAUAACUGAUCUUUAAUGCUUUUUCAUUUAAGCAAUUGUGUAAAUGCAGGGUUCAAAACAAUAUUUAAUUAGACAUUUAAAUAAAGAUCGUUGAAAAAGAAAAAGGUAAGUAUAACUUGUAAAUAAAUGUGGUUUAAAAUUUUUCUAAAAACUUGUAUCUUUAGAAUACCUGCAAGUCAAUUUUACUUUUGUAAUGAUUUAAGUUUUUUAAUUUUUUUUUUUUUUUUUUUUAAUCCUCCGGUACAUCACAAUAGCUGUUUAUCGAAAAAAGCUUAAUUUAUGAAAUUGAAAAUAUGAUACAUGUGUAUAUUGAUGUAAAUAAAAAGAACAAAUUAAUAAUAAAUUCAAAACGACUUAAAUAUCAUAUUUUAAGAUUGUAACUAAUUUUUAUAAAAUCAAUUUUCCAUUGAAAUACAACGGGAGAACUUCAGUACCUUGUUAAUUGCGUUGCUAUCUGUAAAAAUGUAUGCUUGUUAAUUGAAAAUUGAAAUUUUUAUUUGUUUAUAGUGUCGUAUAUUAUUGACAGUGCCCUCACAAUGGAAUCUUAUUAAAAAAAGUAGUCAAAAAUAAUUGUUAUGUGUUUCUAUGUUUUAAUAAUUUAUGUU
Cimex lectularius (bed bug) is the source of this 2377-nucleotide messenger RNA. RefSeq names its product limbic system-associated membrane protein-like. The coding region runs from base 67 to 1584 and encodes 505 amino acids. The record is from RefSeq and is a predicted model, not a curated record. Gene Ontology annotation, biological process: homophilic cell-cell adhesion; synapse organization. Gene Ontology annotation, cellular component: axon; plasma membrane; neuronal cell body. Gene Ontology annotation, molecular function: protein binding; axon guidance receptor activity. NCBI's taxonomy places the organism in Eukaryota, Metazoa, Arthropoda, Insecta, Hemiptera, Cimicidae. The transcript has 14 exons.